AUGCCUUCGAAAGUAGCAAUGCCAAGUUUGCAAACUCCGCAUCUUUUGAAUACCUCUACUGGAGGAUUUAAUCAACAGUCUCAGCGUAGACUUGCUCAAAGUGGUGAUUAUAGUAAGAAUACCCGCGAAUAUGCAUCAUCUAGUUCACUAGAACAGCUAUGCCGAAAAAUGGGCGCGUACUUUGAUUGCUCAACUCAAAAGCUGGAAAUUCCCCCUGAUAAAAAGCCUCUAUGUAAUAAAACUCAAUUUAAAAGGAUGAGACGUUACUAUUGGGGAAUAACCCAACAAAUACAACGCAUCAUGUCCCUGCAACCUAGUGUAUAUAAAGUAAAUAUCAACAUUUCCAAAGUAAAUCUUUACCGGCUACGACCCUAUAUCUAUAUUAACCUUAAAAAAUGCUUCUAUUCAGUACCGUAUCCAAUCAAUGUACCCCCAAUGAUAGUUUGUAUUACAGAAACCGUUAUUGGUCUUAUUAAGCAUAAGAACUACAUGGGUAAACAAGUUGAAGAUUAUCUGCUGCAGUGCUGUGCCAGUCCAUUAGCUUGUCGCAAAUACUUGGUGCAAAUUUGGGAGAUGUUACUGGAAUCGUCAUUUAGCGAUCAUGGUGUGGCCGAUAAUAUUACCCAAUUAGAAUUAAAGGUACAACAUAAAGAUAACAGUGUUUUAGAUUACGCCAUGGCAUGCUGUGCUGCCAUGAAAUAUAUUGACAAUUAUGUUCUGGAGAACUCGAUUGAAACGAACGACAUGCAGAAGGAGGGAAAUAUCCUUAAAUGCAGCUUAGGCCAGCAAGAAUACAAACUUGAUGACAUAAACAUUCACUUGGAAUCAUCAUCUCGACGUCUCUUGAAGGGAUCUGACGAUAAUUCCAAAGAGCCAAAUGUAGGCUCGACAAGUGAAGCAACUGCAAAUCAGACUACAGAAGUUAUCCAUAAAGAUGGAGUAGAUAUACCCAAUACGUCGUCUAACAGUAAUAUAAAUAAAGACAUUAGUCGUGUCAGUAACUUAUCCGGAAAAAUAGCAAAAAGGUCACGUCGAAGAUCUACAUUUGGCCGAUGCUCAGCCACAGAUAGAAGCAAGCUUUUCUUGCAGUUAACUGAAAUGAAAAAGACCUUGAUAUGA
Molecule: messenger RNA, 1119 nt
Organism: Trichoplax adhaerens
Lineage: Eukaryota; Metazoa; Placozoa; Uniplacotomia; Trichoplacea; Trichoplacidae
Exons: 2
Coding region: 1-1119 (372 amino acids)
Source: RefSeq, a predicted model, not a curated record